GCAAUUGUUUUUAUUGUCACCGAUAAGCUUCACAUAUUUCUGAUAGUAUGCCGAAAAGUGUUGUUGUUGUUGUUCUUUUUCGAAAAAAAUAAAAAUACACCCAAAGUUCAGAUAUUUUAGUUUUAAUCGCAACAUGAACGCCGGUCAAAUUCUCAAUCACAUAGCUGAUAAAUAUCACUAUGUGGGAUAUGUUUUGGAAAAGAAGUGGAACAAUGUAAUCGACAUUAUAGGUGAUGAUCCCCAAAUCGUUUGGGUCUUCGGCACGACAGCAAUAUUUAUGCUGGUAUACUGGCUUAAUGCAAGUUGGUAUACCUUUAUGGAUGUUACGUUGAAGCCGAAAUCUGUACGAAAAUAUAAAAUUCAGCCGCAGAAAAAUGAACCGGUCGAAACGAAGAGACUAAUAGAGGGCAUUCUCAACGUCUUGAUGAAUCAAACUGUCGUUGGCAUUCCAAUGUAUUUCGUCCUCUAUCACACUCUCUUCAAGGUGCGUUGCAACACAACGCCUAUCCGUGAAUUGCCGACAUUGCAAAAAGUUCUUUUCGACAUUGUUGUGGUGUCCAUUUUGGAAGAAUUCUAUUUCUACUACAUUCACCGGUUGAUGCAUCACAAAUCCAUUUAUAAAUAUGUUCACAAGAAACAUCACGAAUGGACUGCGCCCAUUGCUGCCAUUACCUUCUAUUGUCAUCCAUUGGAGCAUAUAUUUUUAAAUUUGAUUCCAGUAUCUCUAUCCUUUGCCUUGGUGCGAUCACAUGUCUUUACCGUCUGGUUGUUCCUGACAUUGGCCAUAUUGAAUUCAAUGGCUGAUCAUUCGGGUUAUUCAUUUCCACGUUCGGGUUCUUCGAUACGUUAUCAUGACUUGCAUCAUUCAAAAUUCAAUUACAACUAUGGCAUGUUUGGUUGGUUGGACAAACUCCAUGGUACCUAUAGGGAAUCUAAAGUGGAAACGGACUCCAAGGUCAAGCCCAAGGAUAAGGCAAUGAAAAAGAACGCGAAAAGUGUUAAUAAAAAAUCGAAAACAAAAUAAACUGAAAUUGAGAUUAUGAAAAAG
Musca domestica (house fly) is the source of this 1048-nucleotide messenger RNA. Its product is annotated as fatty acid hydroxylase domain-containing protein 2-like. The transcript has 4 exons. Gene Ontology annotation, molecular function: iron ion binding; C-4 methylsterol oxidase activity. Lineage: Eukaryota; Metazoa; Arthropoda; Insecta; Diptera; Muscidae. The record is from RefSeq and is a predicted model, not a curated record. The coding region runs from base 134 to 1024 and encodes 296 amino acids. Gene Ontology annotation, biological process: sterol biosynthetic process.